Penicillium soppii is the source of this 1533-nucleotide messenger RNA. Its product is annotated as bifunctional fumarylacetoacetate hydrolase/alpha/beta hydrolase family protein. The record is from RefSeq and is a predicted model, not a curated record. Gene Ontology annotation, molecular function: acetylpyruvate hydrolase activity. NCBI's taxonomy places the organism in Eukaryota, Fungi, Ascomycota, Eurotiomycetes, Eurotiales, Aspergillaceae. The transcript has 5 exons. Bases 1 to 1533 code for a protein of 510 amino acids.
AUGUCGACUCCUCCCUUGACAAACUACGUUGCUUAUGUGGACCCCGAGCUUCAUUUGCCUCGAGUUGGGCAUCUGAAUUGGGAAAAUCAAACCAUUCAACCUCUUUCAUUUUCUUCCGGGGCACCACUUGAGAGCCUGGAUAUUCUUGCAGUUGGGAAGAAUUAUGCCGAACAUGCGAUCGAGUUCAACAAGUCUGGAUAUGACAGUUCCGAUAAAGCUGAUCAGCCUACCCACCCUGUCUUGUUCUCAAAACGUGCAACAUCCAUCGUGCCACACGGUACUCCAAUUGCUCUGAAUGAAUCUUUUACCCAAACACUGGACUACGAGGGUGAGAUCGGUGUAAUUAUUGGAAAGGGUGGCCUUGGCAUCAAGAAGAAAAAUGCUUUGAAACAUGUGUGGGGAUACACAAUUAUCAAUGAUGUUACUGCUAGAGAGCGUCAGCGUGAUCACAAGCAAUUCUUCAUCGGAAAAUCUGGUGAUACCUAUUGCCCAAUAGGCCCAGUCGCUGUACCAGCACACGACCUGCCUAGCAUCAUCCAGAGAAAAACCUUUAUCAACGGCCAAGAGCGACAGAGAGCCACAACACAGGAUUUGAUCUUCUCGAUCCCUACUUUGAUUGAAACCCUUUCAGUGGGAAUCACUCUUCAGCCAGGGGAUGUGAUUGCAACUGGAACUCCUGCUGGCGUGGGAUUUGGUCAGGGUCCGCCCACACCAAUGCUUCCAAAAACCAUCACAGGGGACUGCCUCACUGAGAUAAAUGGGAAGCGAGUUUACUACAAGAAACAAGACACUGGAAACAAACCAAUUGUCUACGUACAUGGUCUUGGAAGUUCCAACGAAUUCUUCACACCACUGAUCAACACUCUUGACCUGAACAUGUCGCAUCAGUUGUAUCUCAUCGACCUAGAGGGCCUUGGGCUAUCACCUACAUCACCACUGUCUACUAUUACGAUUGAAUCCCUGGCAAAGGACAUGAAUGGCCUUUUUGAGAAGGAAGGACUUUCCGCAGCUUCUCAAGCUACUGUGGUGGCACAUUCAAUGGGAUGUCUUGUCGCUCUCUGCUUUGCGAUCAAGUACCCGGAGAAGGCCAAAAAGCUCGUUCUUCUCGGUCCGCCCCGGAAUCCUUUGCCGGCUUCUGCUGUGAACACAUUCAACGAGCGUGCUUCUCUUGUUAGGAGAAAGGGAAUGCUUGCGAUUGCUGAUACAGUCUCCAUCGCAGGUACCUCGCAGCGUACAAAGGCCUCACUUGGCUUCACGGCCGUAAAGCUUUCUCUACUUGGAACCGAACCUGAGUCAUAUGCCAAGACAUGUACUGCACUCGCUGGGUGCAAAGCACUGCCUUUUCAGUGCAUCCAGGCAAAAACCUUGAUUGUGACAGGCGAUGAAGACAAGGUCAGCUCGCCUGAAUUGUGUACUGCUUACGCGCAGAGAAUUCCUGACGCAUUACCCCCUGUCAUCCCGAGCAAAGUCGGCCACUGGCAUAUGUUUGAAGACUUCCGUGGAGUGGCAACAGCAAUCAGCGGCUUUAUUUGA